AUGGCGCAACAGGCGAUACCAGAAGCAUCUACGUCGACCUCGCCGGAGCUUUCACCGGCGAGAUACGUAGACUUCCCAUGUGUCCAGCCUGAUGCUACCGACAAGGAGGGGAAGCUCGUUCUAAACAGAUACUCGACGUUUCUGACUCGAGAGCAUGACUUUCCCGGUGCAAAGGUCGGUGACAAAAACCUUGCAAUGCUCUACGCUGCCGGGGUUCCGGAUGAAGCUGCCAUGAAAAACAGCCCCCACGUCGGGAUCGCAUCAUAUGCACUCAUGCGCGCCGAAGUGCUGGAUCUGAGCAAAGCUGUCAAGACCGCAGUGCAGAAAAAAGGCUUCCUCCCUUGGCAGUACAGUACCGUUGGCGUGUCGGACGGUAUCGCCCAGGGACAUGAAGGCAUGAGAUUUUCCCUGCAAUCGCGGGAACUGAUCGCGGACAACAUCGAGACCAUCACCUGCUCACAAGCCCACGACGCCUGCAUCGCGAUCCCGGGGUGCGACAAGAACAUGCCAGGGUGCGUCAUGGCAAUCGCGCGCCACAAUCGGCCUUCGGUCGUCAUCUACGGAGGCACUGUGCAGCGGGGCUGCAGCAAGCUGCUUCGGCGGCCGAUCGACAUCAACACCUGCUACGAAGCGCAGGGCGCAUAUCUCUUCGGGGCUUUGGCAUCUUGGGACAAGGACGGCAAGGCUUCGCCGGAGGACAUCCUGUCAGACAUUGAGAGGCACGCGGUGCCGGGCCCGGGUGCCUGCGGGGGCAUGUACACGGCGAACAGCAUGGCCACCAUCAUUGAGACCUUGGGCUUGUCUCUCCCCGGCUCCUCGAGCAGCCCGGCUGCUUCGCCGUCGAAGAUGAAAGAGUGCGAAAAGGCCGCGGAGGCCAUAGAAAUCUGCAUGGAAAGGAACAUCCGUCCUCGCGACCUUCUGACUAAGGAGUCUUUCGAGAACGCCUUGGUCGUUUCCAUGGCCGUGGGCGGCUCGACCAACACAGUCCUCCACAUGCUGGCUAUGGCAAAGACCGCCGGCGUGCCCCUAACCCUCGCAGACUUCCAGCGAGUUUCGCAAAAGACACCACGGAUCUCGAACCUCUUGCCGAGUGGCAAAUACAGCAUGGAGGAUCUGCACAAGAUUGGGGGCAUCCCUUCUGUGUUGAAGCUUCUGAUUGCAGGCGGCCUCGUCAACGGCAAGCUGAUGACUGUCACGGGGAAAACGAUGGAGGAAAAUGUCUCGAGCUGGCCCUCCCUGCCACUAGACCAGGACAUCAUCCGCCCGCUCUCCGAUCCCGUCAAGCAGACCAGCCACAUCACCAUCCUGUACGGCAACGUUGCGCCGGGAGGCGCUGUGGCCAAAAUCACGGGCAAAGAGGGCGUCCGCUUCACGGGCAAGGCGCGGGUGUUUGAGCGAGAAAGCGGGCUGGUCGCCGCGCUGAACAAAGGAGACCUCCCCAAGACGGAGAACCUGGUCUUGGUCGUGCGCUACGAAGGGCCCAAGGGCGGGCCGGGGAUGCCCGAGCAGCUCAAGGCCUCUGCGACGCUGAUCGGCGCAAACUUUAGGAACAUAGCGCUCAUCACGGACGGGAGGUACUCGGGUGCUAGCCACGGGUUCAUCGUCGGGCACAUCGUCCCCGAGGCCGCGGUCGGGGGUCCCAUCGCGGUCGUGGAGGAUGGCGAUGAGAUCACGAUCGAUGCCGAGGCCGGCUCGAUCUCCAUGAAUGUUAGCGAUGCUGUGAUUAGGCAUAGACUGGAGGCCUGGAGACCACCUAGACGAACAGUCACGAGGGGAACCCUGGCCAAGUACGCCGCGCUGGUUGGCAGCGCCUCUGAUGGGGCUGUCACCGACCUGUUCUAG
This is a messenger RNA of Thyridium curvatum, 1842 nucleotides long. RefSeq lists its product as uncharacterized. Lineage: Eukaryota; Fungi; Ascomycota; Sordariomycetes; Thyridiales; Thyridiaceae. The coding region runs from base 1 to 1842 and encodes 613 amino acids. The transcript is spliced from 5 exons. The record is from RefSeq and is a predicted model, not a curated record. Gene Ontology annotation, biological process: branched-chain amino acid biosynthetic process. Gene Ontology annotation, cellular component: mitochondrion. Gene Ontology annotation, molecular function: dihydroxy-acid dehydratase activity.